This is a messenger RNA of Arabidopsis arenosa, 1928 nucleotides long. NCBI's taxonomy places the organism in Eukaryota, Viridiplantae, Streptophyta, Magnoliopsida, Brassicales, Brassicaceae. The record is from the annotation of a GenBank genome assembly.
AUCAUCGUCAUCAUCGAGCUUUCUACUACUUCGAUUCUUACUUCUUCUUCCUCUGAUUCUCUCCCAUUCCAAAUCAAUCUCUAGGGUUCUUCAGCAAUACUUCAGAAACUGGGUUUGGCCAUGGAACCCAAUGGGUACAGGAAAGAAAGAAGAAAGGAACAACAUUUGGGGAGAAUGAAUGGUGGUGGUGAUGUUGAGAGUGAUCUUGAUCCAUGGACUGCAUGGGCUUAUAAGCCUCGCACUAUCUCUCUUCUCCUUAUUGGCGCGUGUUUUCUCAUUUGGGCAAGUGGAGCUCUUGAUCCUGAGAGCACCACAUCUGAUGAUCUUGUCACAUCUGUCAAAAGGGGAGUGUGGGCUAUGAUCGCUGUCUUCCUUGCUUACUCAUUGCUCCAGGCCCCUUCAACGGUUCUAAUCAGGCCCCAUCCUGCAAUCUGGCGCUUAGUUCAUGGAAUGGCUGUCAUUUACUUAGUUGCACUUACUUUUUUGCUCUUCCAGAGACGUGAUGAUGCCCGGCAAUUCAUGAAGUUUCUCCACCCUGACCUUGGAAUUGAACUUCCUGAGAAAUCAUACGGUGCUGAUUGCCGUAUAUAUGUGCCUGAUCACCCAACAAACAGGUUUAAGAAUCUUUAUGACACAGUAUUUGACGAGUUUUUCUUGGCUCACAUCUUUGGAUGGUGGGGGAAAGCAAUUCUGAUUCGGAAUCAACCGCUUCUUUGGGUUCUUUCAAUUGGUUUUGAGUUAUUGGAGCUUACCUUUCGGCAUAUGUUACCAAAUUUCAACGAGUGCUGGUGGGACAGUAUUGUUCUUGAUAUCUUGAUAUGCAACUGGUUUGGUAUCUGGGCAGGAAUGUAUACAGUUCGCUACUUUGAUGGAAAAACAUAUGAGUGGGUUGGCAUUAGCCGCCAGCCUAACAUUAUUGGAAAAGUGAAAAGGACAUUGGGGCAGUUCACACCAGCUCACUGGGACAAAGACGAGUGGCAUCCGCUGCAGGGACCUUGGCGUUUUAUUCAAGCUGAUCUUGUGGUGGCUCAUAGCGAUACCAACAACACGGGAAUACAAUUCAUAUCUUCAAGACAGGAAACCUGUGAAAAAGGUGGGAGCAUUCUGUUGGCUGUCGCUGGGGAUAUGCAUAGUAGAACUUCUCAUCUGCAUCAAGUUUGGAAGUGGAUUGUACCCAACAGAAAUGCCAUUAUGGGUAGUGACACUAUGGGGAAGUGUGGGACUUGGACUUGUGGCCUUCUUGCUGUGUUGGACAUGGAAGAUCCAGAAGAUCCUCGCGCAAAAGAGACGCUAAGCUCAUGAUUGUUACUGCGGAAGACGAGAGAGAAAGAGAGGGUUCUUCCUUUGCUUCUUCGAGUCUCGAUCUCCUCUCUCAAUCUCAGUCUUGAGCUUCCGAAUUGACUUUCAACAUGGCAGAUGAUGAAGUUGUUGAUCCAAAGAAGUACCUUGAGGAAUCUUGCAAACCAAAAUGUGUGAAGCCACUACUCGAAUAUCAGGCGUGUGUCAAGAGAAUUCAAGGUGAUGAUUCUGGCCACAAGCAUUGCACUGGCCAGUAUUUCGACUACUGGCAUUGCAUUGACAAAUGUGUUGCACCAAAGCUGUUUGCGAAACUAAAAUGAAAAGAGGUGAAGCUGGAGACUCCAUUGUCUUGAGUUUGCUACAUGUGGUUUAAAAUUGAUGUAUAAAAUGCAGUGGAUGUUGAACUUUUUUACUGCAAACCAGAAUAUGCCAAAUGGCUCUGCUUCUCGGUUUUGUUUCCAUCGCAAGUUUGCGCUUAUUAUAUUUUUUGCUACAGACGUUGUUACUGUGCUACUUGAGUAAUUGCAUGCCUAAUAACAAGAUAUGUGCCUCUCUUUGGUCUUAUUGUCGUAGACAAUGCUUUGAACAAAUCAUUAGGCUUGGAGUUUCAAUAAAUAGAGAUUUUCAGG